GUCAUUAAGUUAAAUAAUUAACGAUGGAACUUUUGCUCCCACACCCUUCAAACUCAUCUCCUCUGACUGUUCUCGGUUUCUUGGACCGAGCCGCCGCCGUUUACGGUGACUCUCCUUCCCUCCUCCACGAUACCACCACCCAUACUUGGUCUGAAACCCACUCUCGAUGUCUCCGAGUCGCUUCGACUCUAUCUUCCUCCUCCCUCGGAAUCAACCGUGGCCAAGUUGUCUCCGUUAUUGGUCCCAACGUUCCUUCUGUCUACGAGCUUCAGUUCGCGGUUCCAAUGUCUGGAGCAGUCCUCAAUAACAUCAACCCUCGUUUAGACGCUCAUGCACUCUCGGUUGUUCUACGUCACAGUGAAUCCAAGCUCGUUUUCGUCGACCAUCACUCGAGUUCUUUAGUCCUCGAAGCUCUCUCGUUCUUGCCCAAGAAUGAGAAGCCUCGUCUCGUCCACCUCCAAGAUGACAGCAACAUAUCCGGCUUAACCAAUAUGUCGGCCUCUUCGUCUGCUGACGUGGAUUUUCUCGACACUUACGAAGGUGUAAUGGAGAGAGGAGACCCGAGGUUCAAGUGGGUCCGUCCUAACAACGAGUGGAACCCAAUGGUGCUUAACUACACUUCCGGAACGACGUCGUCUCCUAAAGGUGUGGUACUUAGUCACAGAGCAGUUUUCAUGAGUACCGUUAACUCUUUGCUCUACUGGUCUAUGCCUAACCGACCAGUCUACCUAUGGACCCUACCGAUGUUCCACGCCAACGGUUGGGGCUACACAUGGGCCACAGCUGCUGUGGGGGCCACAAACAUUUGUGUCCGAAGAGUAGACGCUCCGACCAUUUUCGAGUUGAUCGACAAGCAUCAAGUGACUCACAUGUGCGCCGCGCCGAUGGUUCUCAACAUGUUGACUAACUAUCCAUCUAGGAAACAGCUUAAACGGCCGGUCCAGAUUAUGACAGCUGGAGCUCCACCUCCGGCCACGGUCAUUUCAAGCGCCGAGAGUCUAGGUUUUGAUGUGGCUCACGGUUACGGGCUGACAGAAACUGGUGGUCUAGUUGUCACAUGUGCGUGGAAGCCGGAGUGGGACGGGCUAGGACAAGACGAGAGAGCGAGACUGAAGUCAAGGCAAGGAAUCAGAACCGCGGUAUUCGCGGAAGCUGACGUGUUGGACACGCUAACGGGAAAGAGCGUGAAGCACGACGGAGUAACUGUGGGAGAGAUUGUCUUCAGAGGUGGUUGUGUCAUGUUGGGUUACUACAAUGACCCGGAAGGGACCGCCGCGAGUAUGAGAGAAGACGGAUGGUUCUACACUGGAGACAUUGGUGUGAUGCACCCGGACGGUUACUUGGAAGUCAAGGAUAGGUCAAAAGAUGUGAUCAUAUGUGGAGGAGAGAACAUAAGCAGCACGGAAGUUGAGACGGUUUUGUACACGAACCCGGCGGUUAAGGAAGCAGCUGUGGUGGCUAAACCGGAUAAGAUGUGGGGAGAGACUCCUUGUGCGUUUGUGAGCUUGAAGUGUAGUGAUGGUGGGUCAGUUACUGAGAGAGAGGUAAGGGAGUUUUGUAAGAAGAAGCUACCAAAGUAUAUGGUUCCAAGGAAUGUGGUUUUCAUGGAGGAGCUUCCAAAGACUUCUACUGGAAAGAUUCAGAAGUUCCUGCUCAGACAAAUGGCCAAGUCUUUGCCUUGAUUGAAACACACAAUCUUAUAACACUGUACGGUUACCUAAAGUACAAGUCUCUGGUUCAUUACUUUGUUUCUAUUUUCUUGUCGCCGAUCACUAAAGGUUUGUCCGGUUCAUAGCUUUAUUUGGUUCAAGUA
Molecule: messenger RNA, 1813 nt
Organism: Brassica oleracea var. oleracea
Lineage: Eukaryota; Viridiplantae; Streptophyta; Magnoliopsida; Brassicales; Brassicaceae
Product: probable acyl-activating enzyme 4
Exons: 2
Coding region: 24-1682 (552 amino acids)
Source: RefSeq, a predicted model, not a curated record